Plasmodium yoelii is the source of this 4902-nucleotide messenger RNA. Its product is annotated as tetratricopeptide repeat protein, putative. Gene Ontology annotation, molecular function: protein binding. Lineage: Eukaryota; Apicomplexa; Aconoidasida; Haemosporida; Plasmodiidae. The record is from RefSeq and is a predicted model, not a curated record. The coding region runs from base 1 to 4902 and encodes 1633 amino acids. The transcript has a single exon.
AUGAAGAGAAAAGAUAAUAAAAUGUGUGAAACUAAUAUGUCAGAGAAUGAUCGAAUAAUUCUAAAAAAAAAAGAGGAUACUCUUUUUAAAAUGUUAAGAAAUAAUGAUAUAGAAUCCAAAUCUUCGUUGAACUCCAUAUGGAUAGAAAAUUUUUAUAAUGAUAUAAAAAAUAUAGCAAACAAAAUUGAAAAUUUUUCAAAUCAAAGUAACAAAAAAGAAGCUUAUAAAAAAUACAUGUUAGCAUUCAAUAUAAACGUUAAUGAUGCUUGUAUAUAUUUCAAAGACAUUUUAAUUAAUAUAUUUAAAAUAUAUGAUGAAAGAAAAUUAGAUUACAUAUUAUACAUAAAGAAACAUGCCAAAAAAACGAACAAUAUUUUAUUUUUGAAAUAUCUAUAUAAUAUAAAUGUGCUUCAAGAAGACAUAAGCAUUUGCCCAUUUAGUUGCGAUAAUUAUACUAAUAAUGUUAUAGAUAAAUUUUAUAAAAUAUAUAAUAAGUAUGAUGAAAGUAAAGAAAUUAAACGAUUACAUAUCAAUUUAGAAAUAUGUAGAAAAUGUAUAUGUAAUAUAUUUAAAUUUCUUGGGGAUUUGUUUAGAUAUAAAUAUAAAAUAUUUAAUGGAGAUGAGAAGGAAAAUGAAUUUAAUUCAUAUAUAAAUUAUUAUAGAUCUUUAUACUAUUCCAGAUCUAAUGGCUAUUUAUUUACUCAGUUAUCAUUAUUAUAUACAAAUAUAAAUCCUAUAAAAGCUUUGUAUUUUCAUUUUUUAUCACUAAUAUCAUAUCAGCCAUCUAAAAGUAGGGAUACUAUUAUUAUUUAUAUGGAAAAAAUAUUAGAUAAAAGAAAUACAGAAGAAGCGAUUUUGCAAUUCGUUAAGGAUGUCUAUCAGUUUAAUGACGAACAUGACGAACGGGACGAAAGUGAUGAGGAGGAGACAGACAACAAUAGUGAUCAUACUUGUGUGAAUAAUAAGAAAAUAAAAAGGAUCAUAAAAAAAAGGUCUAAAUCAAUUGAGCAUCGAAGAAAAUCUAGAAAAAGCAAACAUUCACAUAAGAGAAGAGAAUAUAAUAAUAGUAGUAUAGAACAUGAUAUUGAAACAUGUAGUAGUAUUGAAAUACAUAGUCAUAGAAAAAAUGUUACUGGGACAUAUAGUAGUAGCAGUAGUAGUAGUAGUGGCAGGAGUUGUAGCGAAAAUGGUAAUGAUACUUGUAGUAGCACUAAAUCUUUUAGGAGUAAUACAAAUAAAAAGACUAAGCAUGAUUAUAUAGAUGAUGAGAAAAAUGGAAAAAACCGAAAAAAUGAGCAUAGAAGAAAUAGAAGAAAUGGAAGGAAUGGAAAGAAUGGAAAGAAUGGAAGCUCUGGGGACGAACUAACAAAAAAAGAAUAUUUACGAAAAAAUCGUAAUAAGAAAAAAAUGUAUAUUUCUAAAAAAAAAAAUAAAAGAAAAAGUGAUACAUACAAAGAAUUAAAAGAAACAAUUGUAAAAUUUUAUAUUAGUUAUUUUAAGAUUAUGAAAUUAUUAUUUUCAAAAAUUGAUAUGAAUAAAUUUGAAAAAAAAAAAAAUAAAUUUAUGUAUUAUACAAAUAAAUAUGUAAAAAUUCAAUACUAUAAUAAAAUAGAUAACGAUCUAAUAUUUAAAAAUAUUAUUGUUAUUGUUUUUACUUUGUUAAGUAUGAUCAUAUAUAUUAUUACUAAUCAAUAUGAGAUAAAAAGAAAUAGAAUAGACAAAUUUUUUUACGGAAAAGUUGAUAUAAAUAAAUAUAUAUAUAAAAAUGAGCAAAUAUAUUUUUCAUUUAUUUUAAUUCAUGAAAUUUUAUUAUCAUGUAAAUCUUUUUAUAACAAUUUUGAUUCAAAAUAUUUAUCUAUAUUUAUAUAUAUAAUGUAUUGGAUUCAUAAUGAACCAAGUUUAAACAACACACACAUAACUAAACUAGAUGAGGAAGACAAUGAAGAAAAAAAUAAUUUAAUUAAGCAAUAUCAUGAAUAUUAUAAGAAAAAAGCAACAGUUGGUUUUGGUUAUAAUAAUUAUAAGAAGAAAUAUAGUGAAAAACAAAAAUGUUGUAAAAAUACCGAUCACGAAUAUUUAAAAAAUAGUGACAUUAUAAAUAGUAUUAAAAAUUUGAUAUAUAGUAUAAAAAUUAAAGAAGAUGUAAAAUUUGAUAUUCGUUUGUUGUAUUAUAUACUUGAUGAAGAUUCAUGUGUUCAUCCAUUUUUGAAUGAUUUAGAAUUUUUAGUAGAAAAUAUUCAAUUACCAAAAUAUCAGGAUAAUAGAAAUAGUCAAAUUAAUACUUAUUCUAUUCAAGAGUUGAGUGAUUUUGAUGAUUCUGAUGAAGAAGAUAUUAUAUUUUUAAAAAAAACAAUUUUUGGAAAACCAUCUUCAUUUUCUACAGAUAAAAAAUUAAAAAAAGAAAAGAAUAAGUUAAGUAAAUAUAAUGAGUUGUACGAAAAUUAUGAAUUGUGUAGUAACUAUGAAAGUACAUCAAAUGACAGUUGUAGUGGUUAUUCGAAUAUUCUAAGUAAUGAUAAAAAAAAAAAAAAAAAAAAAAAAGUGAAACAAUAUGAAAAUUUUCAAAAAAUAAAUAAUACAAAUUUGAUGGUAAACAAAAAUAAACACAAAAAAAAUGACGAAGAAAUAUAUCAGAUGGAUCAAUUAGAAAAUAAAAUAAGAAUAAUACGAUUUUAUUCUAUUUUGAAUAGCAAAAAUAAAAUUGACACCAAAAAUAAAAUGUCUGAAGAAAAUAAAUCUACAAUUUUAAAACAAACCAAUACUGAAUAUUUAAAAACAAAUAUUAAGAAAAAUAAUUCAAAACGAAUUAAAAUGAUCAAAAAUAUCGAAAUAUUUUCUAAAGAUGUUAAAUACAAGCAAGCUGAUAAUGACCCAUUAGUAUCCUGCAUAAUUGCAAAUAAAAAAUUAAAAAAAAAAUCAGAAAAUACAGAUUCGCCAUCUGAUGAUAUGAAUAAUAAAAGUGAUACUUCUGAUGUUUAUCACAGUGAUGCUAAUCACUUAAAAUCUGAAUCGGAGAAUUCGAAAAUCGCAAUGAUAACCAAUUCUAAUCAUUCAGACGAAGAUACUGAGGAUAAAAGUUUAUACCAAAUUAAGGCUCAUAAAAAUCGUAGAAAAAGUGGUUCCAGAAAUAGCAGCUCUGGAGAUAGUGACACAAGGAAAAGCGAUACAAGGAAAAGUGACACAAGGAAAAGUGAUACACGAAAAAUUGGUUCUAGAAGUAGCGGUUCUCGAAAUAGCGGUUCUAGAAAUAGCGGUUCUAGAAGUAGCGGUUCUAGAAAUAGCAGCUCUGGAGAUAGUGACACAAGAAAAAGCGAUACAAGGAAAAGCGAUACACGAAAAAUUGGUUCUAGAAGUAGCGGUUCUCGAAAUAGCGGUUCUCGAAAUACCGGUUCCAGAAAUAGCAGCUCUGGAGAUAGUGACACAAGAAAAAGCGAUACAAGGAAAAGCGAUACACGAAAAAGUGAUACAAGAAAAACCGGUUCUAGAAAUAGCGGUUCUAGAAAUAGCGGUUCUAGAAAUAGCGGUUCCAGAAAUAGCAGCUCUAGAGAUGGCGGUUCUAGAGAUAGCGGGUCGAGAAAUAGCAGCUCUAGGAAUAGUACAUCGGGGUAUGUUAGCAAUGAUGCAACUUCUGAAGAUUAUGAGGAUAACGACAGUAAAAUCAAUAAAACAAUUUUAAACAAAUUGUGUGAUUCCAAAAAACUCACAAAAAGACAGGAUUCAUUAAAUAAUAAUACUGAUAUAAUAAAAACAUAUCAUGAAAAUAUUAUUCCAAAAAAUGAAGAGACACCCAAAAGGGGAAUAGAUGUAUGUCAUAUCUCUGUUAAAAAUAAUAAUGAAGAUUUAUACAAUAAUAGAAAAAAUAUUUUAAAUGAUAUUUAUGUUCAGAAAAAUUCAAAUUUUGGAGAAUCUACAAAAUGCACCAAAUUGGAAUAUCUACCUUUUUCCCCAACACAAAAAGAUAGCUUAUAUGAUUGCUUACAAACGUCAAUCAUUAAUAAUGGCAAUAAUAAUAAUGGCAAUAAUAAUAAUGGCAAUAAUAAUAAUGGCAAUAAUAAUAAUGGCAAUAAUAAUGGAAAUAAUAAUAAUGGCAAUAGUAGUAGUGGCAAUAAUAGCAGUGGCAAUAAUAGCAGUGUCAAUAAUGAAAUAAAGAAAGGGACAUAUGAAGAAAUCGUCAAUGAUGUGAUAAGAAAUUACCGAAAUAAAAAGGAAGGUGAUAUAAGUUUAAAUAUAUUGAAUAGUAAUUUAUAUUUUAAUGAGAGAAAUAAAAAGGUAGUUUUAUUAGAUGGAAAAAAUAUUGGGACACGAUAUCAAAGUAAUUAUAUAAAAUAUUUUGAUAUAUUUAGAAUUAAAACUGUAUUAGAUUAUUAUAAAUUAAAUGAAUAUAAAGUUAAGAUAAUUAUACCACAAGAAUAUGUUAUACAACAUUCCGACACACUUAAUAUUCGUCAAUUAAUUCAAAACAAAUCUCAAAAAGAAUCAACACAUUAUACUUCUAACGGAAUAGACGAAAAAAAUUAUCAUAUUAAUGCUAACUAUUAUAGUAAUAACCAUAUAUAUAAAAAUAAUGGAUAUGAUAUAAAUAAUAAAAUUGUAGAGAAUAAUGAGAAUAUUGAAUUUUCUCUUAAUACAAAAGAUUUAUUAUUUUUUAAACAUUUGAAUAUGUUAGGAUGUUUAAUAACACAUCCUUUAGAAAAUUAUUAUCAGUUUUGUAUAUAUAUAAUACAAAAAUUUAAUUCAGGGUUUGUUACAAAUAUCACUAUAUCUGAAUUAGCUAGUAAAUUGCAUAAAUAUGAACAAGCAAUACAACCUAUAUUUCCACAUCUAAUUUCUUAUACAUUUCUUGGUGAUGAAUUUUUACCCAACCCAGAUUUUAAAUGGCCAAUAUCGAACAAUAUGGGAUAA